AUGGCUGUGCCGCGAAUCAUCAGAUCUAAACUCUCUAAAUGUGUGAAAAAUAUGCAGUCAGAACUACAACCUGUUCUUUUUCGGACUCUCACGGAUGGCUCAGAAAUCCCUAUUGAAGAAUGUGAUCUGUUCGGGUACCAGCGAUAUCGGUGGCUAAACGGAGAAUCAAAAGAACUUGCAAGACGUUACCUGAAAUUUGACUUGCGUCAACUUGUUCAUACAAGUAUCCAAGCCAUAGGAGGAGAUGGACUACAAUGCACGAAAGUUUCCAAAUGUGUUGAAGGGCAGUUCAAUAAGGCAUUCGUAUUGACUAUGAGCAAUGGCGAUGAAGUUGUUGCCAGACUGCCCAACCCGAACGCAGGCCCUGCAUUCUAUACAAUUGCCUCCGAGGUGGCAACUCGUCAGUUUAUUCGCGAAAUCAUGGGAUUGCCUGUCCCUAAAAUCUACACCUGGUCGUCAGACUCAUCAAAUCCGGUAGGAUCAGAGUAUAUUCUCGAAGAAAAGGCUAGAGGACAAGCACUGGGCAAACUAUGGGCCCAGAUGUCAAUGCCAUCACGAUGCGAGAUUAUAGACCAGGUUAUUAAUAUAGAGAAGAAACUUACAUCGGUGUCAUUUUCAAAGCAUGGCUGCAUAUACCAUACGUCUGUCCUGAGCUCGAAGAUUCCUGUUUAUGACAGCUUAGAUUCAAUGCUGGACAGUGCGUCAUUACCGGAAGUGCGCCAGACUUCGAAACUUUCCAGGUUCACGAUAGGUCCUUCAAACGACCGCAGAAUGUGGCAAUCUGAAAGAAAAUUCCUGAAACUCGAUUGGGGUCCAUGGUCAAACCCUGCCGACUAUGCGAUGGCUCUUGGGAAAAAUGAACUUUCUUGGGCGCAGUCUCAAGCAAGACCAAGAAUCAAUCCAUAUCGCUCGAUUGACAAGCCAGAAAGUCCAGAAGAAUACCGAUCUCUUCUCGAGCGCUAUCUAAGAAUUUCACCCUACCUCAUACCAGGACCAGAGACCGGUGAACCGCUCAAUACUUUAUCACAUCCCGAUCUGCAUCUUGAUAACAUAUUUAUUGAUCCGGAUACAAACCAAAUUACUUCAAUAAUUGACUGGCAGCUGGCAGCUGUAGCACCUAUCUGUCUGCAGCGCCCCCAUCCACAGAUGCUAGAGCUUUCACCUAGUCCUCGUACCAGUCAACAAAAUUUGCUUGAGAAGGAACUUCUCAAAUACUAUUAUGAGGGCACUAAAAAUGCCAACAAUAUACGGCCAAGAGUCUCCAGGAAUCCAUACCUUACAACAAGACUCGACCCGUUAAACUUGAUCUCAGGAUGUUGGGAGCGACAGGACACAUUUUCGUUGCGCGAGGCUCUGAUUAAAAUAGUUGCACUCUGGACGCGAUUAGGCUAUAGCAGCCCGUGCCCAGUUGAAUUUACAGAGGAGGAACUAAUAGAACAUCAAAACGAAAGAAAUCUUGUUCAGGGGUUAUCCACCAUCGUGCAACAGUUGGCAGACGAAGGACUCAUUCCGAUUGGGGGCAUGGUCCAACCGGAAGAGUACGAACAGGCUAGAAUGGUGAGUGACUGGGCUAAACGGGAAUUUAUCAGCUUGGCUGAGGAUGACCAUCAAGAGAAAUUGCACAUGAUGGUAUGGCCGUACUAG
Molecule: messenger RNA, 1644 nt
Organism: Aspergillus homomorphus CBS 101889
Lineage: Eukaryota; Fungi; Ascomycota; Eurotiomycetes; Eurotiales; Aspergillaceae
Exons: 6
Coding region: 1-1644 (547 amino acids)
Cellular component (GO): mitochondrion
Source: RefSeq, a predicted model, not a curated record